Messenger RNA from Cephus cinctus (wheat stem sawfly), 2679 nucleotides. Its product is annotated as facilitated trehalose transporter Tret1. The transcript has 3 exons. Gene Ontology annotation, molecular function: transmembrane transporter activity. Gene Ontology annotation, cellular component: membrane. The record is from RefSeq and is a predicted model, not a curated record. Gene Ontology annotation, biological process: transmembrane transport. Bases 4 to 1386 code for a protein of 460 amino acids. Lineage: Eukaryota; Metazoa; Arthropoda; Insecta; Hymenoptera; Cephidae.
AAAAUGUCUGACUCGCGAGUUCUUCCGCAAAUAUUAGCAGGCUUCUUAGCCAGUUUGAGUGCCGUCUCUGUGGGAUUAAUAUAUGCCUGGCCGACACCAUCACUUCCAAAACUACUUGCAGAAGGUGCUACUUUGCAAUUGACUUCCAGUGAUGGUGCUUGGGUAGUAAGUGCUCUGAAUUUGGGAGGAAUUUUUGGUCCUAUUAUUGCGGCUCUUCUAGUGGAUCGAAUUGGCCGAAAACUGAGUCUCUCCUUCACAGCUGUACCAAUUUUCUUAUCCUGGCUCUUCAUUUAUUUGGGAACAAAUUAUGCAUGGCUCUUUUUUGCAAGAUUUAUCGGUGGAAUUGGAACUGGUGCAAUUUUCGCCCUCCUUCCAAUGUACAUAGGUGAAGUGACACAGGAAAAAGUUCGUGGUGCGCUUGGUGUUCUAAUAACAGUGAUGGUGACUGCAGGAAACCUUAUCACGUACACUGUAGGGCCUUGGGUAACGAGAGAGAUCCUGGCUCUUAUCUCCGCAGUACCAUCCAUUAUAUUCAUUCUAACCUUCAUUUGGAUGCCAGAAAGUCCUUACUAUCUAAUUAUGAAGAAACGAAGUACAGAAGCAGCUAACUCACUCGCUUGGUUACGUGAUACGUUGAUGGUUAAGGAAGAAUUAAGAAGAAUAACCGAACAAGUAGAAAUAGAACAGAAAAGCAAAGGAAAAAUUACUGAAAUUGUAACUGUUCCUGGGAAUAGGAAAGCUAUGAUGAUUAUAUUAGGAUUAUUAUCGGCCCAACAAUUUUCAGGCACCAUACCUCUUCUUUCUUAUGCAACUUUAAUAUUUCAACAAGCAGCGUACAGUUUGCAUCCUAAUAUUUCUGUCAUCAUUGUGGGGGUAGUCACCUUGAUCUUUAGUCUUCUAGCUGUUUUACUUGUCGAUAAAGUAGGUAGAAAGCCACUAUUGCUAUUUUCCUCAGCCGGUACAUGUUUUUGUCUCUGUUUACUCGCUAUUUUCUUUCAUCUUCAAUAUGCAAAUAUGAAUGUCUCCUCGAUAUCGUGGCUCCCUCUGGUGACAAUUAUUUUAUUUAAUGUACCAUACUCCAUGGGUAUCGGUUCUUUACCUAAUGCUGUACUUUCAGAAAUAUUUCCUACGAACGUUAAAGCUUGGGCUACCAUGCUAGCAUCUACGUAUGGUUCUCUCUUAGGCAUGAUACUUAUUAAAUUAUUUCAAGUAAUCAGUGACGCUAAGGAUGUGUUCGCGGCUUUUUAUACAUUAGCUGCAAUAGAAGCUUCAUUCAUUUUCUUUAUAUAUUUUAUAGUACCAGAAACUAAGAAUAAAUCUCUCAAAGAAAUUCAAGAGAUUCUUCAUUCACAUGUCACUAAAUCUAAUGCUAUCAUUCAUACUUGAUUUCUUAGCGCUAUUAUUAUUGUUUUACUUUCUACAUAAUAUCUUGCGGUAUAUCAAGAAAUCAUUCCACAGAGUACAAAAUAAUAUCCUAAAGAUGGAUGACAGUUCUAUGGAUGUAUAAACGUGCCGCAUAUGUCGCAUGGACUUUUUUUACCAUGUAGGCAUGAUUACAUAGUAUGUUACUUAUUGCAAUGAUCAUUAUCAUUUCGAUUGUUAUAUACUUGAUAUUCAGUAAUUGAUGUAUCAGAAACAUAAGUUAAUGAACAUUAAGUAAGGCAAACGUCUCAGUGGCCGAACACGCUAUAUUAACGGACAAAGCGUGUGUGCAAGAGAGAUGGAAGUACGGUUUCUUAUGGACAUUCGGGCACUGAGACGUUCACGUGUACCUUAAUAGAUAAACAGGGAUACGACCGACCAUUCUCGAAGUAUGCUAGCAGUGAAUUUAGAAACGUACCUGUAAUGAGAGAGGCCAAUAUCUUAAGCUAAUGACCUGUCAAAGAUGCUUAUUAAAGAGUUUUCAAGCUUCAUAAUAAACAAAGCUUCUGUCUCUUCUUUCUUUUAAUUGUUGCUUUCAUCUUGGAAGUUUGCUCUAUAUUUUUUGUCUUUAAUUUCUUGUUUUAAAAAAUCCCACUGUAUCUGUCAUUGUGCUCAUACGAAGACGUCGUAGAUUCUCUUCUGGAAUUUUUUUGGGUCUUGUAAAGAAAGGAGCCGAGAAACUCCUUGUCCCUUGCUUUAUUUUUUGCUUCUCAUUUCAGUCAGCAUCAUCAGCAUGACUCAAAAUAAUGUAUUAUUUUCACGUAUGUUGCGUUUUCAAUAAACUACCCUUAUUACCCAGAUACAUAUUUAAUAAAUAUUCUGGCUGAAAAGACAUUUUACAAAUGACAUGUUACAAAUGACUAACAUCACCUGUGUCACGUACAAAGUCAUAAUCAUAUUGUAUAAUGUACAUGGAAAUCACGUGCAGCUAAUAUCAUAUCGUUCAAACGACACUUUAACUCACAAAGUUACAAAAGUCUAAGUUACAAAAUACUCUCGAGUGUCGCCUAGCGAAAUAAAAAAUAUACAGGACUAAGAAAAGUAAAGAUGAAUUAGUAUGUUGUUAGUACUUCUCAUUAUUAAACAAUUCUUGAUUUGGCAAGUUGGACGACCUGGAGCAAUACCACGACUUGUGAAUUUUCAACUAUUUUACUAAAAAUCAUAUAAAGUCACUGCUACAGUAAUCCCAUUGCAUUCUAAAGUACAGUUAUAAUAUUGUUACGUCCUAUGCGUGAGCGACCGUAUGCGGGAGCAUCA